CCAACGCCCAUAAACUGGCAAUAGGAAAUGAAUCGGGUUGUGAGAGGAAUCGCCUUUCCACCCUACUGAGAAAAGAGACACUCCGUCUAGUGCUCUGUAGCGACAGUGAGCGCUGCCUCGUUUGUCCAGCUCGACUCCUCUCGGCGCUGUCCCUCUAUUGUAUAACUCGUGUCUAGUUCAUUUGGGAUCUAGGACUCAUCUCCCCUUUCCUUUCCUUCGGUCUUCCUUUACACUCGCUUGACUGCUUAUCUCUCUCCUAUAUCGUCCGUCAAAAUGGCAACACGAAUCGACAAAGAGGCUUGCAGGGAAGCUUAUAAUUUGGUCAGAGACGAUAACACUGAUAUAAACUGGGCGGCGUUUAAAUAUGACGGCCCUACCAUUGUGCCAGCUGGACAUGGGACCGAUUACGAAGAAUUCAAGGGCCACUGUACAGACGAUGGGCGGCUCUUCGGAUUCGUGCGGUUCACGACGGGCGACGCCAUGAGCAAGCGGGCCAAGUUCACGCUGAUCACCUGGAUCGGGGAGAACGUCAGCGGACUGCAGCGUGCCAAAAUCAGCACUGACAAGACACUGGUCAAAGACGUGGUCCAGAACUUUGCAAAGGAGUUCAUGAUCAGCGAGCGCAAAGAACUAGAGGAGGAUUACAUCCGCAACGAGCUGAAGAAAGCAGGCGGGGCCAACUACGACGCGCAGGCGGAGUAAACCAAUCAAGCACAAAUGAGGGAACGGGGCGGGGCUUAUCUCAACUGGACCAGAGAGACAGGGAAGAUGUCAUCUCAUUUCAUACACUCUCUCUAACUUCUCUCUCUCUCUCUCUCUCUCUCUCUCCAACACUCCCACACAGCCACACACCACAUACAAUCUCAGUACACAUUACAACAUGCAUACGCACACAUGUACGCGCACACACACGCACACACAUACUCUUACACAGUAAUCCAGCCCCACACCCUGUCUGUGUAUGAUCUGUGUCCUCCGCCGGCCCCCUCUCCAGAGCGAUGGUUCAUGGUUGUGACUAUCUGCUGUACCGUGCUUCAUCUCACCCCUGUCCCAGCCACCGCCGGCUUCGCCUCGGCUCGCCUCCGGGCCUCCGUUGAACCGGGGAGUUUUUGUAUGUCAACCCUAAUUGGACCAUCAAAAAGAGGAAGUGAGCCCUUCUUGGCUCGUCAUUGGACCAUUGGCUGUUCCAUCACUGUGGUCUUAGUAAUUGAUUAUGCAUACUUUUUUUUUUUGUAUUUUCUUCUCUUGUGGUUAUGGUUCAAAGACUCGCCCUUGGUCAAUGGAGAUCCUACCCCAUAUUCAUUUUGUUUUGUUGUUAUUUUUAUAGAUUAUGUACUCCCGUACCCCAACUGAACAGGCCACUGUGUUUACUGCCUUAAUCUCCCAUGGAGAGAGAGGUAUCAAUCAUGGGAGGUGUGUUUGUGUGUGUGUGAGUGCGUGUGUGUGGGUGUGUGUGUGUGAGUGUAAAAGUGUGUGUGUGUGCGUAAAAGUGUGUGUGUGUGGACACUGCACUGUGAUUGGCAGUACUCCGGGAGAGAACGUGAUUCCUGUAAGCCCGAGGUGCCUCUUGAGAAGGCGAUGGUGCUUCCAUUUAGCCUGAUCUAGUAGGAGCUGCCAUAUCUGGUGUAGCAAUUUAUUUUUAUUUGGAUUUCAACCCAAAAGGAAUGUUUCUUUUUUUUUCAUUUUUUUUACGUUUUCUUUGGAAUAUUUUUUUUUUCAUAAGAAUUCUAACUCUGGUUCAUUCUGUGGAGGGAAAAAAAGUCAGGGAGACGUGAGAAGCAAAAGGCUGAUAUAAAAAAAAUGAAUAACUGGACACACCAUCAUUUCAAAAUAAAAAAAUGUUGUUUUUUCACAUAA
Messenger RNA from Sardina pilchardus (European sardine), 1857 nucleotides. It is a transcript of the gene cotl1, whose product is annotated as coactosin-like F-actin binding protein 1. The transcript has 4 exons. Gene Ontology annotation, biological process: regulation of actin filament polymerization. Gene Ontology annotation, molecular function: actin filament binding. Bases 274 to 702 code for a protein of 142 amino acids. Gene Ontology annotation, cellular component: cortical actin cytoskeleton; actin filament; site of polarized growth. Lineage: Eukaryota; Metazoa; Chordata; Actinopteri; Clupeiformes; Clupeidae. The record is from RefSeq and is a predicted model, not a curated record.